GCAUGUCCCAGUUAUCUGCUGCUAUAUAAAUACGCGAAGCAGAAUGAUGCGAACAACUUCAGACGUCCUUAGCCCUGAGGAUACAUAGGCAUUUGUCAUCAUCACCUGCUGGCCCUUGAAGAGUCAGAGAAGAUGUUAAUGAUGAUGAUGAUGAAGAUGAAGAAGGGGUCCAAGUCGCUGGCUGUGGUGGCUUUUUUUCUGGCGUCAGCCAACUGUAUGCUGCCUCCCACCAGCGAACACCUCAAGCAGAUCUCAAAGGAGGGAGAGAAGUACCUGAAUGUGCAGAUUGAGAAUGCCAUCGGUGGAGUCAAAGAGAUGAAGAAUAUGAUGCAGAAAUCUUCAGAAGACCACAAGAAGGUUUUGGAAGAGCUGGAAAAAACCAAACAGAAGAAAGAGGAGGCCAUGCUGGCCGCUCAAGAGGUGGAGGCCAAGCUGGAGGAGCAGGAGGAAAUUUGUAACGAGACCAUGAGAGCCCUGUGGGAGGAAUGUAAGCCAUGUCUGAAGAAAACCUGCGUCAAGUACUACUCCCGCACCUGCAGCAGUGGAUCUGGGAUGGUGGGCCGCCAGUUAGAGGACCUGCUGAAUCGAACGUCUCCCUUCUCCAUUUGGAUCAAUGGGGAGAGGAUUGACACCCUGGAGCAGGAAGGACAACGCCAGAACAAAGAGUUCAGGGAGUUGGAGGACAAAUACGCCGAGAUGGCGGACGGAGUGGACGGAAUCUUUUCUGACAGUAUGAAGGUGGCUGAUCACGUGCACUACAACCCACCGAUAUUCGCUCUGCCCAAUUUCUUCCCGUCUCGCUGGCGUAGAAGCAUUCACUCGCUAUUCCACGAGCCUUUCCCCAACUUCCGGGGUUUGUUCUCCAACAUGAUGGGCGUCGGCAGGAACCCCUUCGGCUCCUUUGGUUCCUUCGGCUCCAUGAUGGACUUUGAUACAGACGCCCCCACAAAUGAGGAUGGCAGCGUGAAUGAGGACGUGGUCAUCACAAAACCUUACGGAGACGGCAGCAUGACGUGCAGGGAGAUUCGUCGCAACUCGGCCGGCUGCCUCAAAUUCCGCGAUGAGUGUCAGAAGUGCAAAGAGAUUGAAAAUAUUGAUUGUUCCGGAAAGAAACCCCUAGAAGGUCCCCUGAAGGAGGAGCUGGAAAGAGCUCUGGCCAUAGCCGAGCGCUUCACCAAGCACUACAACGCUCUCCUCAAGCGUUUCGAGGAGCACAUGUUCAACACGUCCGCCGUCAUGGACCUGUUCAACAGGCAGUUUGGAUGGGUGUCGUCUCUGGCGAACAACACCAACUCCAAGGAUGACUUCUUCAAAGUAGAGACGGUGGUCACCAAGGACCCGGUGGAGAGGCCCGGUGAUGACGCCGAGCACCCAGACACCAAGGUGUCCGUCAAACUCUUCAAAUCACCACCCAUGAACUUGAACGUACCGGGUGACAUCCCUUGGAAUCACCCCAAGUUCCCUGAGGUGGUGGCCCAAGAGGCUUUGGACCGCUACAAGGAUAUCACUAUUAUCGCCAAAUAGAGGAUUUGUGCACAUUCUGCUGGAUCCAAACACACCUGAAGCGACUGACCGUUUCCACCGCAAGUCCACUUAAGCCCUGCUUCUGCAAAGCGAGUUUAACCCUUCGUAGGUGUAUUUAGAUCUGCUUGUCCUGCUGAAAGAGAACAAUUUAGUAGAUAAGUCUCUAGAAAGGCCCUUUCUGUGCGUGUUUGAGCCGACAACCCUAAUCCUCCUGCCCUGCUUUCAAGAGUUGAUCCUACUGUUUGUUCUCAUAACUUCUCUUAACACCUGCAGAUUGAACUGAUCCUUCACUACAACUCAGUACAGUACAAAGACAUCAAAGAUUUAAAAGCAAUUCUUUCAUAGUUAUGGUCUGAGUUUGCUCUUAUUGAUCCAUCAGUCCCCUUUAUGGAUCACUUUGAGUCCCUCUAAGAUAAACCUUAGCAAUAAUAAAGCAAUGUGUAGAGAAUAAUAAAACCUUCUCAAAGCCA
Messenger RNA from Phycodurus eques (leafy seadragon), 1994 nucleotides. It is a transcript of the gene clu, whose product is annotated as clusterin. NCBI's taxonomy places the organism in Eukaryota, Metazoa, Chordata, Actinopteri, Syngnathiformes, Syngnathidae. The record is from RefSeq and is a predicted model, not a curated record. Bases 133 to 1524 code for a protein of 463 amino acids. The transcript is spliced from 10 exons.